This is a messenger RNA of Fusarium tjaetaba, 3366 nucleotides long. Its product is annotated as 3-hydroxyisobutyrate dehydrogenase. The record is from RefSeq and is a predicted model, not a curated record. The transcript has 4 exons. NCBI's taxonomy places the organism in Eukaryota, Fungi, Ascomycota, Sordariomycetes, Hypocreales, Nectriaceae. Bases 1 to 3366 code for a protein of 1121 amino acids. Gene Ontology annotation, molecular function: NAD binding; oxidoreductase activity; NADP binding.
AUGUCAUCUCAUUCUUCCAUUGGGUUCAUCGGGUUUAGCCCAGAAAAAGCCAAAAUUGCAUCGGCUUUACAAUUACACCUCUCCGGUACAACCAGAGUAUACGACACCUCAUCAGAUAGUGCUGAGCUCUAUGAAGCUGGGCAAGUACAACGAUCAGACUCAGUCCAUCAUGUUGCCCAGCACAGCCAGAUUAUCUGGAUUGAGGAGAAGGACGCUGAAGCUUUGAGUGAGAUGCUUCUGGGAUCGUGUUCUGGUCUUAUACACUCAUUGCCCAAGGAUGCAUCCCUCAUACUUGAAUGCCUGACUCAACCAGACUACUACCAAGACCUAGCCUCUCGCCUUGCCAAAGCUGGUCGACCUGACAUCAAAAUCCUUGACUGCUCUGUUAUCGCACCGAGCAGUAGGACCAAGAGUUCCAUCUGGAUCUCAGGUUCAAAAGCAUCCCUCAAAAGCGUAUCUUUCCUGUCAGAGGCCCAUGAUAACGUGCAUGUCAUUUCCGGUGGCCUUGGAGCAGCGAAUAAGCUACGCUUGACAAGCUGUUUAUUAGAGGCGACACAUACUGUCACUGCUGCCGAGGCUACUGGUCUUGCGUCGAAAGCAGGCAUUGACGCGAAUGAGAUAUACAGUAUCAUCAUCAAUGCUGCAGGGAAUUCCUCUGCAUACGAGGAGCUUGUCCCUCAUAUGCUGCAGGGAGAUUCGCAGUUGAAGCCGUCGAUUGAGUCGCUGUUGCAUAAAUUUAACAUUGUCACAUCUUCAUCCAAAAGUCUCAACUUCCCUUUACCACUGUGCUCUGCCAGUGAGCAAGUCUGCCUGCUCGCCUCCGCCCAAGGAUAUGCCCUCCAACAUGUCUCCAGCCUAGUCAAGCUGUUCAAACCGCAGAACGAGAAGCCUACGUCCAUUGACUCUACUGGGAACUAUUCCAACAAAACCUCCAUCAACGUUACUCCACCAAAGACACCACCAUCAGCGGCAACGAUUGGUAUGGUUGGCCUUGGAGCAAUGGGCCAAGGCAUGGCACAGUCCCUCGUACGAGCCGGCUUCUCUGUGCAAGGCUACGACGUUUGGGCCCCCUCAGUCGAGAAGUUCGCAGCCAGUGGCCCGAGUGGUAUGUCCAUCGCUGCCACUUCACCAGCUGAUGCCGCGAAAGGUACAGCUGCGCUGAUACUCAUGGUUCAGAACGCUGUGCAAGCGUGGGAUGUGCUGUUUGGCGCUGGCAAGGCUGCCAAGGAGCUGUCUGAUGGCGCGACGGUUAUACUCAGCUCAACUGUUCCACCAUCUGAGGCUCGUCGCAUUGGUGAUAAGUUGGAGUCCUUGGAUAGAGGUCUUAGCCUUGUGGAUGCACCUGUCAGUGGAGGUGUUGCUCGUGCAGCAAAGGGUGAUCUCACGAUGAUCUGCUCAGGAACAGUUUCAGCACUCUCAUCCGUCCGCGGGAUCAUCCUCGCCAUGGCCGGCAAAGACUCCAACAUCUAUAACGUCAAAGGCGGAGUCGGCGCAGCAUCUUCAGCCAAACUCAUCAACCAGCUUUUAGCAGGCGUCCACAUUGCAACGGCAGCUGAAGCACUAUCAUUCGCAUCCCGUCUUGGUCUCGACACGCGACAAGUAUACGACAUCUUCAAUGACUCUCCCGCCUGGAGCUGGAUGUUUCAGAACAGGGCUACGCAGAUGCUUGAUGCCGAUUGGACUCCCCACUCGGCUUUAGCAAUCUUUGUCAAGGAUCUUGGUAUUGUUUUGAAUGAAGCGAAGAGGCUGGCUAGUUAUACGCCCAUGUCGGCGGUGGCUCAUACCCUUUAUAUCGAUGGAGCUGCUCGUGGGUGGGCUAGAGAGUCGGAUGCGGGCGUGGUAAGGCUCUGGGAGGUUGCUGGGUCAGACGUUAGUAAGAGUGCGUCUGCCAAGGUAUCACCGCCUGCUGCUGCCUGCGAAGACUGCGUCAAGCCAUUGGCUGCAAAAUCCACAUUUGCUGCUUUUCCAGCCGAAUGCACCGCCGAUCUGAUUGAGUCAACAAAAGCUCGCGUUGACAGCGGUGCCAUGCCUGUUCUGAUCGCUCUCGACGAUGACCCCACGGGAACCCAGACCUGUAACAACAUCGACGUCCUAGCCGUCUGGGAUGUCGACACUCUCAAAGAGCAAUUCGCAACAGAUUGCCGCGGCUUCUUUAUCCUGACAAACAGCAGAGCUCUCCCACCUACCGAAGCAAAGGAGCUCAUUAUCGAGAUCACGACAAACGUGAAAAAGGCCGCCGAGGAAAGUGGCAAGGCCUUCGAGAUAGUUUUGCGCGGCGACUCAACGCUGCGCGGACAUUUACCCGAGGAACCUGAGGCAGUUGAGCAGGUCCUCGGUAAAUCCGACGGUUGGGUCUUUGCACCUUUCUUCCGUCAGGGAGGCAGGUUCACUAUUGACGAUGUACAUUACGUGCAAGAAGAUGACACGCUCAUCCCUGCGGCGCAGACUUCCUUUGCAAAGGAUGCUACAUUUGGUUAUAAAAGCUCCGACCUUCGGGAGUAUAUCCUCGAGAAAUGCGGAUCGCGAUUCACAGCAUCAUCCUUUACGUCCAUCACCCUUGAGGAUCUACGCUGCGGCGGGCCUGCCAAGGUUGAAGAGAAGCUUUUGAGCGGAGAGCGCGGUGCUGACCGUGUCAUUAUUGUCAACGCUGUUGCGGACUCGGACAUGAACGUCUUUGUCGCUGGCCUUUUGGCUGCUGAGGAACAAGGGUACCGCUUCAUCUACCGCACUGCUGCUGCCUUUGUAUCGUCGAGGCUUGGAAUCAAAGAAAUUCCACCCAAGACUUGGGCUGAGGUGUCGCUAAAGGCUGAUGUCAACGCCCCAAGGACUGGUGGUCUCAUUCUGGCGGGGUCGUACGUACCCAAAACAACAGCGCAGCUCAAGGCGUUACGUGAGCGCAGGGGUGCCGAUCUUGAAGUCAUUGAGCUAGAUGUAGCUCAGCUCAUUGAGUCUGCUGAACAGGAGCAAGGGAUGGUGGACCACGCUAUCUCCGAGACUACCAGACUUAUCGGCGCUGGCAAAGACGUCUUGGUCAUGACUUCACGGACAUUGAUCAAGACCGAUGAAGCAAUCUCAUCGCUGAAGAUCGGCUCCAAGGUGGCUGCUGCACUUGUCCGUCUCCUCGUCAACAUCCAGGUGCGGCCACGCUAUAUUAUCGCCAAGGGAGGAAUUACGUCCUCAGAUGCAGCCACCAAGGGUCUCAAGAUGAGGAGAGCUUUGAUAGUGGGCCAGGCUGCUCCGGGCGUGCCUCUAUGGAGGUGUGAUGAGGAGACUAGUCGCCAUCGGUCUGUGCCGUUUGUUGUAUUUCCUGGAAAUGUUGGUAGUGAGACAACUCUGGCUGAAAUUGUUGAGCAAUGGGCACUUUGA